Molecule: messenger RNA, 734 nt
Organism: Harmonia axyridis
Lineage: Eukaryota; Metazoa; Arthropoda; Insecta; Coleoptera; Coccinellidae
Gene: AstCC
Exons: 3
Coding region: 180-593 (137 amino acids)
Source: RefSeq, a predicted model, not a curated record
CACUACAGUUUGUACACAAUCACUCCAUACCCCAAAACAGCGCCAUCUGUACACAGACCCCUUCCAAAAAAGUUUUACGCUACCCACCGGAAGAAAUAAUAUGCUUGUUUGAAUAGUUGGCGUUGGAUUUGUUUGUUGUUUGGAAAGUAUUUUUUUUGAAGCGCUUAUCGAAAAUUGUCAUGAGUCAGUUUGGGGUAGUUGUACAGUUGUUGGUGGUGGUUUUGUUGUUCAGGCAGGAGGUUGUGGGGUAUGUGGUAGACAAGAGAAGUUCAGCCCCUGAGAAGACAUCAGACGAUUUUAUGGAUUAUCAGUUAGGGGUGAAGUACGACGAGUAUCCUAUGAUUGUGCCAAAGAAGAGAACGGCAAUGUUGGUAGACCGUUUGAUGGUAGCUUUGAAGGAGGCCAUAGAUGAAGAAGAAGCACAAAUGGCAAAUACAAUUGUUGAAGAACCACCCCUUGCUAAAUCUUACGUCCUGAGUCCAGAUGAAAUCAGAACGAUGGAUCUGCAGAGGAGAGGCCAUGGUGGUUUACCUUCAGAGCCUAAGGUCCGACCAUAUUGGAGAUGCUACUUCAAUGCUGUCACCUGUUUCUGAGGAAAACCAACUGAAUCGACUUUUAAUUCUUAUCCUUAUUGACUAUACCCAUGCAUUGUAAAUCUUCAAAAUCAAGUAUUAUAUAAGUCCCUCCUAUAAUUAUUGAUGAUUUACCUUCGUGCAAUCGUUUAUUUGAAUUGU